Cooperia oncophora is the source of this 1245-nucleotide messenger RNA. The record is from the annotation of a GenBank genome assembly. NCBI's taxonomy places the organism in Eukaryota, Metazoa, Nematoda, Chromadorea, Rhabditida, Trichostrongylidae.
AUGAAGGCUGACAUCUGUGUGCAUUUGAAUCGAAAGGUGUUCAAUGAGCACUCAUGCUUUCGACUUGCAUCUGACGGCUGUCUCCGUUCACUGGCCAUGUACCUCGAGUCCAAUCAUGCUGCCCCUGGUGAUCUUCUCUACCACACCGGUGAAUCUGUCGAUGCCUUAUGGUUCGUCGUGAGCGGAUCACUGGAGGUGAUUCAGGACGAGGAAGUAGUGGCAAUUCUGGGUAAGGGUGACGUGUUUGGCGAUGAAUUCUGGAAGAACAACGGGUCAACGGGUCAAUCAGCAGCUAACGUUCGGGCGCUCACUUAUACGGAUUUGCAUAUGAUAAAAAAGGAUAAACUCAUGGAGGUGUUACAUUUCUACAAAGCGUUCGCCAACUCAUUUGCCAGGAAUCUCGUUCUCACCUACAAUUUGACGCAUCGCUUGAAAUUCCGGAAGGUGGUCGAUGUGAAACGAGAAAAAGAGUUGGAUGCUCGACGGAAGAACGAAAAGCUCACGCUCCCUCCAGAUCAUCCUGUACGAAAGCUGCUCUUCCGAAUGCGUGAACGCCAUGGACCACGGAUAUUCCCUAGUCCGAUGUUUGCUGAUAUCGAAAAGGGCAUGAAAAAACAGCACAACGAGAUAAAUCGAAUAUCAUCAGUGCACUCGAUGGUUGAUGAGACAUCCAAUUUGCUUUCGUCAAGCUAUCCAGCUCGAUCGCCACGAAAUGGCCAGAAAAACAAGCGGCCGCCGCUAGUUAAGCGCCAGACUGUUGACGAAGAUGCGUUCUCUCGAACAAGCUGGGGAGGCCCGCAAGGGGAACGCCCGCAAGGGGAACAGAAGUUAAAAGAAAGGGAAUGGACGUCGUUGAAUAACGUUCGAUCAGAGAUGCGAUCAAAAUUCGAGGUGAUUCACGAUCGGCUGGGCACGGUUGAUCAGAUCAACUCACGUCUCCAGAAUCUUGAACGAUUACUGAUGCAGAUGAUCCAGAAUCAAGAUGGUCGCACUCCAUCUACAAUGCCGGCUGGUUCCUUAAUGGUGUUGAAUGCUAGUAAUCUCGGUGGAAGUGCCAGCAAUUUUGUGGAACGAAGUGUUUCAUGGAACCAGGAGGAGAGCUGGCGGCCUGUUCCUCCGUUAGACGAGCUGAAGAACGUCGAAUGGAACAGCGAAGAUAGUCCAUCUGGUGUGCCGGUGAUUCAUGUUGACGAUGACAGCACAAAACGGGCCGUUCACCGUGCACCUGAUCGCCGGCGGAUCUAG